This is a messenger RNA of Drepanopeziza brunnea f. sp. 'multigermtubi' MB_m1, 1734 nucleotides long. RefSeq lists its product as uncharacterized. NCBI's taxonomy places the organism in Eukaryota, Fungi, Ascomycota, Leotiomycetes, Helotiales, Drepanopezizaceae. The record is from RefSeq and is a predicted model, not a curated record.
AUGCGAUCAGCCAUUACCUUCUCGCUCAAAGACGAGCCGGUUGAGAAUCAGCGGCGACUGAAGGUCCGGGUCAUAGGAGCUGGCUAUUCGGGGAUCUAUUUGGGCAUUCGCAUCCCGCAGCGUCUGCGGAAUGUGGAUCUGCAGAUCUACGAGAAGAAUGAAGGGCUAGGCGGAACGUGGUGGGAGAAUAGAUAUCCAGGUUGCGCGUGUGACAUUCCGUCUCACAGCUACCAGUACUCUUUCGAUCCGAAUCCCAACUGGUCUGCGUUCUACGCUCCCGCGAAGGAGAUCUGGACUUAUCUGAGUGGUGUCGCUGAGAAGUUUGGGGUCACGAGAUUUGUAAAGUUGUCUCAUCGAGUGGAGAGCUGUAGAUGGGACCAUGAGGCGAAGAAGUGGAAUAUUGCCGUCCAAAACCUUGCCACGGGAGAGACUUUCCAAGACGAUGCAGAUGUUUUGAUCUCGGCUCGAGGGGGCUUGAACGAGAUCGCCUGGCCGAAAAUACCUGGACUCGGCAGCUUCACAGGCGAGGUCAUGCAUUCUGCUGCGUGGAAUCAGAGCUACGAUUUUAAGAACAAAAAGGUCGGUGUGAUAGGUGGCGGCUCAAGCUCCAUCCAGAUCGUACCCAUAUUACAGAAGGUCGAGGGGGUUCAGAUGUCCUGCUUCGUCCGAAGCAGGACAUGGAUCUCAAAUCCAUUCGGUGACGAUGCAAUGAAGAAGCUUGGAAUUGAUCCGCAUGACCUCAACUUCUCCGAAGAGAGAAGAAAAGAGUUUGCGGAGAAUCCGGAAAAAUUGCUCGAGUUCCGCAAAGUCAUUGAAACUGAUGGCAACACAAUUCACGCUGUGAGCUUCAGAGGAUCCGAAAAGCAGAACCAAGCCAUGAAAUAUUUCCGGACCAUGAUGGCGGACCGUCUUGCAAAGAAACCGGAGAUUCUGGAUGCACUGGUUCCUUCCUUUGCUGUCGGCUGCCGGCGGCUGACUCCAGGGCCUGGCUAUCUCGAGGCAUUAGUCGAGGAUAACGUAGAAUUCGUCUCCGAUAGAAUAGCUUCCAUCAGACCAGAAGGAAUCAUCCUCGAGAACGGUCGGAGGGUUAACGUUGACGUUCUGGUUUGUGCAACUGGAUUUAACACCUCGUCGCAACCUCCUUUUCACGUCGAAGGAAAAGGUGGGAUCAGCCUUCGGGAUAAGUUCUCUCCAUUCCCGGAGACAUACUUGACUAUUUCCGUUGAUGGCUUUCCCAACUUCUUUAUGAUGUUAGGACCGAACUCGGCUAUAGGGACUGGCUCUCUCACGAUGAUGAUCGAGACCGAAGGCGACUACAUCAUCAAAUGUCUGCGCAAAUUACAGAGGGACGACUACGCCUCUAUGAUGCCUAAAGCAGAUCGUGUAGCAGACUUUUCGGAAUACUGUCAUGAGUACUUCAAGAAUACCGUCUACAUGGACGAGUGCAACUCCUGGUACCGAAGCGAGGGUGGGAAUGGGGAUAGGGUCACAGGGUUGUGGCCGGGGAGCACGCUGCACUGCUUGGAGACGUUGAGAAGUCCGAGAUGGGAAGAUUUUGAAUUUGAGAGCAAGAAUGAGAAUAGGCUGCGCUGGCUGGGGAACGGGUGGAGUCUUACUCAGAUGCCCGACGGCGGCGAUGCGGCGUGGUACCUGGAGCCGAGAUUUGUGGAUGUCCCUGUACCGGGGAAACCAGAGGAGGACCCCGAGUUUAAGAGCCGUCCUUAUUCAUACUAA